This is a messenger RNA of Trametes versicolor FP-101664 SS1, 2412 nucleotides long. RefSeq names its product YVTN repeat-like/Quino protein amine dehydrogenase. The coding region runs from base 1 to 2412 and encodes 803 amino acids. Gene Ontology annotation, cellular component: pericentriolar material; centriole; spindle pole. The record is from RefSeq and is a predicted model, not a curated record. Gene Ontology annotation, biological process: microtubule nucleation; mitotic cell cycle. The transcript is spliced from 4 exons. Gene Ontology annotation, molecular function: gamma-tubulin binding. Lineage: Eukaryota; Fungi; Basidiomycota; Agaricomycetes; Polyporales; Polyporaceae.
AUGGCAGCAGUUAUCACGACAAAUGCUCUCACCAUUCUCGAGAACUCUACCCUCAAACACCCACCCACCACCGCCGGCCCGACAAGCCACUUGCCUCCGCCAUCGAGCGGUGUCGUCUGGAGUGCGGAGAGCGGAACCAUCUUUCUGGCAUCCGCGGAUGGAAGUCUAGCUCGGUAUCAUGUUGCCUCGGGAACCUCAGAAGACAUCGCGCUUUCUGCUCGAUCAUCUACCGGACCCAUCACUUCGCUACUGUGCAAGGACCGAGGGAGCACCGUCAUUUAUGGCCAAGGACAAGAGGUUGUGGUCCUUUCCACGGUGACUGGGAAACCUGCCAAUACCUUCAAUACUCACAAGGCUCCAAUCACUUCUCUGUCGCUGUCCAAUGACGCCUCUUUGCUUGCGUCCACCUCCGCCCGCGGCAUCCAUGUUCACAACCUCACAUUAGCCUCGCAUACCAUUCUGCGCGGGAUCCCAAGCGGGAGCGACAGCAUCACUACCUGUGCAUUCCACCCGCACCUACGAACGCGCCUCCUCGUCGGCCUAGGCUCGCAGCUGCUUGUGUACGACACUACCCGACCUUCAGGGCCCGCGAAGACCAUCGACAUUGACAAGGACAAGAAGAACCUGGGUCAUAUCGUAGCUGUCUCUUGCAGUCCCUUCAGCAAGACGCUGGUAGCGGUUGCUUGCAGUGGCGGUACCGUCGCACUCGUCGAUCUUGAGAAGGAGAAGGGGUUGUUCAGGAUGGUCGCCAUGCCUGCGCCUGUUACCUGUCUAUCGUUUUCCGCGGAGGGUGCGGCUGUAUACGCCGGGACGGAGAACGGCAAGUUCCUGCUUCUCGAUCUCCGCGCUUUGGACAAGCCUCCAAAGUCGAUCACUGUGAGCGAUAACGGGGACCAAGUGGUUGCCAUUAGUGUUCAGAAGAAGCUCAAGCCAGGCGAGGCCCAGACCAAGACUGCAACGACGACUGCAACUGCCACUUCAAAGCCGCUAGUCCAACGCGACGUUAACAAAGCAACGGCGACCGCCCGUUCUUCUGGUGUCGUCGAUGCGACCAAGAAGCCACUCGACAAGGACGCUGGUAAGACACUGCCCAAACCCACCAGACCGAGAGCGGCUUCUGGAACUACCAGUGCAGGAACCACGACACCUCGACGCGCUCCGGUCCGCAGCACGACAACUGGAACUCUCGCCGCGGCGCCUGCAGGAAGGAUCGCGUCGGGCAGUCGACCUGCCGUUCGUGCUGGACCAAAGUCGCCUGUCACGUCCCGUCCUUCGGCUUCCGAAGCACCAUCGCGAGCUUUCUCGCCACCGAAGUCGCCUGUCAAUCAAGCAGGCAGCAAGGACGAGAACGCAGACUCCGGAGAUGUAUCAGCUAUAGUUCAGAUUGAGAACUUGCUGGCGCUGCCUCGGGCGAAGGAACCUGUUGUCCCCGCCAUCAUCGAGGAGGCGGCAUCGGCCGCCGUGCCCCCAAGAGCGUCCUCUGCACUCUCCCGUGCUUCGUCUCGCUCCCAGAUGAGAGAAGGGAUGAAGGCACGCGCACGAAAUGUUGCCGAGUCGAUAUCCCGUGCGCCGACUAGCGAGUCUAUCUCAACCGCGGCCCCGCGCAUGCGCUCCGGGUCGACGACGAGUGUUGCUAGCCGCGCGAGCAAAACCUCCGUGAGGUCAGCUGUUGGGAGGACCUCGGCUAGUCCUAUACGCACACAGUCUCGACGCGUUUCGGGCUCCACGAUCUCGCGGUCCCAGACGCCGAGCCCGGACCUCCCUGACAUUGACGACGCCGGGCCCGUCACGCCUAUUCCCGCGUACAAGAUGAAGGGCAAGGAGCGUGCGGCUCCCGCUGCCGGGGUGCUUGGCCUCGGCACUCCGGAGGUGGACGAGUGGGUCAAGGCGGGCGAGGGCAACGAUAUGCGGAAGGAAGGACGACGCGUCGGCUUCGCCAGCCAGAGCGACGACGAAGCAGAGGAAGACGACGACGAUGGGGCACGCUCUCGAGCGAGCGAAAGCGAAGACGACGCAGACUACCAGCAGGCCGCCCCGUCCGCACGCCCACCGCCCGAACUCGCGAUGCAGGUCUCCCCCCGACGCUCCUUCCCCGGACCCACACACCCAGGCGCAAACGCCACGCGCUGGGCGCCCGUGCCCUCCCCGCUGCGCAACCCCGCGCCCGCGAGCCCGCAGGCGCGCGCGGCACAGGACAUGCUGCAGGCGCUCCUGCGGGACGCGCUGCACGACUUCCGCGCGGAGACGAAGCAGGAGAUCACGGGGCUGCACCUGGACUUGAUCCGUAUGGGCGGGAGCUGGAGGCGGGAGAUGCAGGAGGCGGUGGGCGGGCUGGGCGAGGAGCUGAGGGCGCUGAGGGAGGAGAACCAGAGGUUGCGGGAGGAGAAUGAGAGGCUGCGGAGGGGGUAUUGA